UUUCGCCGUCGAGAGGAAAAAAAGAUUUUCUUUUCGUCUUCCCCCGUAGCAGCAGCGAGCCGAGCAUCCAUCCAAAUUCCCAAAAGAGGAAACUACGCUGCGCCACCGACUCUCUCGCCGCCGCACCCUCCUCCCUCCCUCCCUCGCUCGCCUCCGCCGCCGCCUCCGCUGCCUCUCCGGUGGGGGCCAUGGCGAGCGCGGCGCCGCUGCCCCCCACGCCGCCGCCAUCGCAGCAGCAGCAGCCGCAGCCGCAGGGCAAGGAGCAGCAGCAGCAGAUGGCGGUGGCGAUGAACGCGCGCCGCCUGGUGAUGAUCGGGGACCGCCUCAGGACCCACUUCCGCGGCGGCGGCGGGACCGUCCUCGAGCCGCCCGACCUCGCGCACCUCGUCUACGCCUUCGCCAGAGGGAUCGAUUUCGCUCUUUCUAGCGGCGAUGUUCCUACCGUGGCCAGUGAAAUACCCAGCAUUUUGAAGAAGGUGUAUCUGGUAGGAAAAGAUCAAUUUCUGCAAUCUUCUGUUAUGGUGCUAAUGAUAUCAUGCAAGAAUGCUUGUUCUGAAAAAUGGUUUCAACCCACAGAUUGUACUGAAAUUCUCAGGAUGGCUAAUGAGCUCUCUGGCAAAUUCUGCACGCCUGUCAGCCAGCCAGAUAAUGACAGCACUGUGAUCCAAAUUAUUUCAACAAUAAUGCCAAGGUACUAUCCUCAAUUGAAGUUUGAACGUCUAGUCACUUCGCUGGAAGCAAAGGUUGGAUAUGAUGUUUUAAUGGCCGAUUUUUUCAUCCAUAAGAAUGUGCCUCGAGAGGAAAAGAUUAAUCUAAUUGUUGUGCAAAAGGAAGACUUAAAUGCCUCAUCAUGUAUUGCAAACCCGCCACAUGUGAGCUUUUUAGUCAAUGGAAAAGGCGUGGACAAGAGGACAAAUGUUUCAAUGGAAACAGGACCCCAGUUCCCCACUGAUAUUACUAGGAUGCUCAAAUACGGGGCAAACAUCAUCCAAGCUAUAGGAUAUUUUAAUGCUAACUAUAUCAUAGCUGUUGCAUUUCUGAAUAAAUUGGAGUCCUUUGACGCUCCAAACCUAAAUGAUUAUGCACAACCAGUCGCUGCUGAUCCUCCUGAUUCUGAUUUACUCGAAGGGCCAUCUAGAGUUUCCCUGAAGUGCCCCAUAAGUUUUAGGCGCAUAAAAACUCCCAUCAAAGGGCGCCUAUGCAAACACUAUCAGUGUUUUGAUUAUGAUAAUUACAUGGAGUUGAACUUGAGGAAGCCGACUUGGCGCUGUCCAUUUUGUAAUACACCUUCAAACUUCACUGACCUACGGAUUGAUCAAAAGAUGGUCAAGAUAUUACAAGAGACUGGAGAAGAUACUAUUGAUGUCCUUGUGUUUGCUGAUGGAUCUUGGAAAGCCAUUUCAACUAAUGAUGAGAGAUCUGAUAGACAUUCCAGUGACGUCAUUCAGCAGAGUAGAGAUACUAUGGACACUGAUGCGACUGCUGAUGAUGUCAUAGAUCUGAUAAAUGAAGACAAUGAUGGUGAUGUGCCAAUGAGUUUUACCUCUGCAUCAGAAGAUGUGAAGCCUUUCUUGAAUUGUCAGGAUCUAUCUGUGGCAGACUAUCUUUCGGAUUUGCCUAUGAACACAGUUUCGCAGGCAGAAGAUCUAUAUGCAGGCGGUGCAAGCCGUGGAAACAAUGAACGUGGAAAUGCCACUUCAACUUCUGGCCAAAAUUCAUCACUGCCUUCUACUGGCGGUCUGGGCUCUAGUUCAUUCGGGACUUUGGAGUCUAUUCUGCCUCAUAACAUUCUGCACCCUGUUAUCACAGAUGCAGUCUCUCCUUCUCUUGAUACCUCUAAUUCUGUAGUUCUGAGACAGCAUGUAGCACAAGGAACACGUUCUGAUAUUGUGCCGUCGCAACCACGAAUAGAUCCACAGCUUAGAUUAGAAAUUGCAAGACCUCCUAUACCAAGGAAUGUCGCGAGAGAACCUACAGGAAUUCAGGCUCUGCCAGUGCAACCACAGAGAGUGCGACCAAAUAUCUACAAUUGUCCACCUCCUUUCCCACAAUCCAGUCCAGCUUCAGCAUAUCAAGUACAUCAGGUGACAAACGCAGAUAGUGUCAUUACUGCUAUGAGCACUGGUAUUGGAUCACUAUCAAGGGCUCCAGAUGCUGCUCCGUUAUUGCAACACCAGUCAACACAGCAGGAGAUUCGAGCCACGCAAAACUAUCAUCAAGGCCAGUUCAUUGGGCUUACUGCUCCUCAAAAUUUCAUGGGUACAAGACCGCCGCCAGGAGUCCCAGGACAGGCUAUAGGUGCUAAUGCCCAUGGAGCUCCCCCCGCACAACAGUCCCAUCACGUUCAUCGGCUAGUGAGCAAUCUAAUGAAUCAACUUGGACAAGCUACAGUGGCUCAACCUUCCACAGCUCCACAGGUCUUGCCAUCUCAACCAGGCGGCACAAGUGCAGUCAACCCGCAGAUCCGCGGUCAUCUUUUCCCUGCGCAACAACGCAGCCAAGCAAUGAGACCACAAGCAGUGCCCCGACCUACAAUUUCUCAGGCACCACCUCGUGCACAGUCUCCCUUCUUGCCAGCUACUGCUCGGCCUCCGAGCACACCUCCCCCUAUCGGAACUUCCGAUGAUCUUCAGGAGCUUCCUGUGGAUGAAAGCUGGCGUCCCACAGGGCAGAUGAGAGGGAGCCUGACUGGUGAAGCUUACAGCGUAGCGAUUGGACGCUACAACCCCAGUGUGAACAUUGCUGGUCAGCAGACAAGUCAUGUGACAAGUCAGGCUCGGCCAGCUGGUCCGGAUGCGCGCAGGUAAUGGUAAGUCAGAUAACUAUGCAUUGCUCAUCAAGAAGAUUUUGUUGGUGGCUCUGAACUCUGAAUCUGCUAAGAUAGAUGAUCUCUCUCCCUAGCUAUGUUAGAUUGUCGUUAAUCUGUUUAGCUUUAGGAGGUUGCGAGAGCCUAGUGAGGGUGCUAACGCGCUAAACUGACUUGCAAUGCUGGAACACCGUUUUGUAGCAGUUCCUGUGCUGCUCAACUUACAAGUUAGUUAUACAACCCGCGCUGCAUAUGUACAAAGCCUUAUUAUGUUGUGUAUUGCGGCUAUCUUAUUAUACUCUUUGUCUUAUUUGAUCAUUUCUGUGCUGGAUUCUGCCAUUUCCUCUCAAUACUAAAUUACUUAUUCA
Oryza sativa Japonica Group (Japanese rice) is the source of this 3174-nucleotide messenger RNA. Its product is annotated as E4 SUMO-protein ligase PIAL1. Gene Ontology annotation, biological process: protein sumoylation. Gene Ontology annotation, molecular function: SUMO ligase activity; zinc ion binding. Lineage: Eukaryota; Viridiplantae; Streptophyta; Magnoliopsida; Poales; Poaceae. The record is from RefSeq and is a predicted model, not a curated record. Gene Ontology annotation, cellular component: chromatin.